GCUCUGACCCGGGCACUGGGGGCGGGAGGGAUCCGCUCCGGCUGUCUUCGCCUGCUUCAUGGCCUCCGCCGCCCGCAGCGCGCCUCUGCGGGAGAGCGCCAGCGCACUUGUUGAGGAUCCGCAGUUCCAGGAGAUCCUGCAGAGGAGCCGCAGCUUGACGCACAAGAUCCUGGACUCCAUAGCCGACACGCACAGCUCCUGCGUUCACACAGAGACUCUAAAGUUGGAUUCUUCAGACAUCGGCAGGUUUUCAACCAUGGCCACCAACAUUGGCUUCCCCCCGGCUCCUGUAGUGGUUUCAGAAAACUUCACUCUGGAAACUGUUUUGAGAGUGAUGCAUGAUGGGCUGCAGCUGCACCAAGGGUUACUGAGCUCCAUCGGCCCUCGACUAGCAGAGAAAGACAAAGUGGUUGCGUUGAUGUCCGAUGUCAGAGAUCUAAAAAACCAGAUUGCUAAGAUGCAGAAAAUGAACCAAUCGCACACUGCAGCGCCCCCCACGUCGGGCUCGGUGGAACUGCGCCUCCCGGGGGAAUUUGAGGUCAAGGUGGCGGCUCACCUGACCCUGGUCCAGCUGCAGGCGUUCAGCCGGGACGUGGAGCGUUGCCUCAGGAGUCUGGACCGCAGCGCCGACGACGACAACCAGAGCUGACCAAAGAUCGUUGUAUUCUUCUUUCGGCCUGAGCUGAAAACCUACGUUGCCGGUUUUGUUAUAUUUAUUGAUCUGCUAUUUAUUUGUUAAAUCUAUUUUUAUUUAUAUAUUUAUUUCUAGAGAGAUUGUAUUUAUUUAGGAAAUCUAUUUUUAUGAAAAACCUUAGCACUCGUCAGACAUAUGACCAGCUAUUAACACACAUAUUAGUGAGUUGUGGGAACAUAUUUAAGCAGCAGUAUGUAACCUUUUAAAAAAUGUUUUUUUUUAACAUAUUUGUUAAAAUUAUCAUCAUGUCAUGACGGUAUAAAACACAACCUUUGAAAAAAAAAAUACAGCUUCUCCCAAUACCAAAUGCAGAAAUUCACCACUCAGAAACAACCAAUCAGAGCGAGGAGGGUCUCAGCGCUGUCAAUCAUUCUCGUGCUCAGCUCCUCCUGCUUGCACUUUGCUACGCUACACCUGGUUCUCCACAACAUAGAAUGCCAUGAAUGCUAAUGCUAUUUAGCAUAGCCACUGAUGACAGUGGAUUAACAGUUUUUCUGUAACAGUAAGGAGGUUGAUUUACAGCGCUAAGCCCCACCUCCUGGCUCUGAUUGGCUGAUUUUGACCCAGAGCGAUGCAAUAUUAGCACUAGGAGGAGAUGGAGGACCUCAAUUUUUUCAGAUUGCUUGUCUCAUAAAAUAAUGUCACAACAUUUUGACAGUUUUAAUAAAUAUGGAAAAACACAUUUUUUGUAAAAGUUAUGAACUACAGCUUUAACGACGAUUAUAGAUGGUGUAACAUUUAAAAAGAAACUAUUUUUGUAUUGCUAUUUAAAAUCUAAUAUGUUGUUAUUUUCCUACAUCCCAAUACAAAAAUAAAACUGUUUUUCUUGAAAAUACAACUGUUCCAUUUUCAUAAUGAUGGUGCAGUGAAACCUGCUGACACGCGCUGCCUCGCUGGUGAAUUUGUUUCCGAAAUUCCAGCAAAGGACACAGAAGUGCAACUAAAAGUGAAACGGCGGCUCCGGCGUCACGUCAGACAGAGUUCCUGCAGGUGUGUCGCCAGUGGCAGAUGACCAACUGUCACCAGGACGAUGACUCCCUCAGCAUGUCAUGUGAAAAACCUCAGAGUGUCAUCAGUCUGACUAAGGCACAAAGUGAUCACAAGAACAGGCGAAACUGUUUAAACAAAUGUGAUCUGGUCAAAAAUAAAAACGUCACAGAAGUAAAUAACUGGCAAAACAAACUAUUUUUUUUAUUCAAAAACCUAUUUAUAAAGUCAAAGAUGUAUGAAAAAAGCUCAAAAAGAUACUGUGUGUAAAGAAAAAAAAAGGGAAGUCUAAUACUCCAGUCGGUCCGUUCAGGCUUAAGUUUUGUUUUUACCCUUCGUCCUUCAUCUUCGCUUCUCAGAACAUGUUAGAUUGGUCGGGCGGGUGA
Molecule: messenger RNA, 2067 nt
Organism: Xiphophorus maculatus (southern platyfish)
Lineage: Eukaryota; Metazoa; Chordata; Actinopteri; Cyprinodontiformes; Poeciliidae
Exons: 5
Coding region: 59-649 (196 amino acids)
Biological process (GO): immune response; neutrophil differentiation; macrophage differentiation
Cellular component (GO): extracellular region
Molecular function (GO): cytokine activity
Source: RefSeq, a predicted model, not a curated record